UCUUUUUCCUUUUCCCUCUCGACGCUCCUACCACUGCCUUUAUUGCAUCUGUGCUGCGGGCCAGGGUGCCAGGGUGCCAGAGCCAUCUGGGAUUCCGCUCUUCAUUCUUCACCUUCUAGACUUUGUUCUUUGCUUCUUCUAGACUAACGCCAUCUCGGUGGAUUGGAUUUUUUCUCGGUUUUUCCCCACAGGGAACGCCGACGCCGUCGAAAAAAGCCAUGCCAACGCUGGCUGCUCGACGGUGUCUGCUUGUAUUCAAGGAUGGGCCGGCACCAUCACCCUCAUCUUCCUGAACACCUUUACAUUUCUCGAAAUCUUUCUCCCCCUGGUCAAUCCUCUUCGCAGUCGCAGUCGCAGUCGCAGUCCCAGCAUCAUUCUCUCCCUUCUACUUCCUCCUUUCUUAGUGUCAAGUCUGUACUCUAUCAUCCUUCCACGGCCGCUCUGCUACAAGAGACCGGUCGCACCACCGCCCUUGCAGUCGGCGAUCGUAUACCUGGCUUCAAAACCUCUGCCGCCUUCUUCAAUACCCUACGAGCAAAUCUGAUCCUAGACGCCGACUCAGCCCCGCCCUCCCUUUCUAAUACCCCGGACUCGCUUCGCCCUGUCACCAUGGCAUCAUCAAACUCGCUUCCCCCUCCGUCUCCUUCGGCCCUGGCCCAGACUUCCGAGUCGGAUGCUGUUGUAUCAGACAGUAACCAACAGAACUCCCAUUUAUCUCCGCUCGAUUUGAUUCCGGAGUUGAAAACCACCCUAGCCGUCACCGAAGACGACAAAGUCGAGGCCCUACAUCUCUUGGCAGAUUCGGUCGCGCAACAACGCCAGAUCGCCUCUACGGCCGUGCUAUUCCAUCCCGCGACACUUUCGCUCCUGGUAUUACUGUUUGGUCUGGUUUACCAACAUUUCUACAAGGGAUCCACGGGCGAUCUAUUGCUCGUCGGCACGACUUCAACAGGGGUUCUGAUGGCAGUGUUGGUUACCAUCCGUUGGCUUGUGGGUGGAUAUCUCGUCGAGGCCGAGCGGAUCGGAACAUGGAAGUGGUUGAAUCUAGGCCGUGAGGACGGAAACAGUGUUGGCGAUGAAGACGAGAUCUUGCUCACCCGCUUCGGUGAUGAAGUCAUUGGCACUCUGAUCCUUCGUGGACAGCGUGAAAACGGCAGUGGCAGUGGCAGUGACGGCACCACCGCCAACAAUUCAACGAGCCCGACCAAACGGUCGUCGCGCAAAACCCACCACCAGCAACCCGUCCACGGCGUCAUUCGCGGCUGGACCGUCAAGCAACGCUACCGACAUAAAGGAGUUGGCCAGGGUCUGCUGGAGGAAGCGGUUCAAUUGUGCCAGACCGAAGGUUGGGCCGGCCCGGAUUUCGCCCCAGACCACGCCAACAGUCACCGUGUGCUGCCGGCCGCGUUUAAUGGCGGCUUUGCCAAGCGAGAACGGUUGGCCCGCGACAUGUUGGAGCGAGUCAAGCAAGAUUGCGGCUCGUCGGGCUCGGGGCCCGUUGUGGCCAACACAAAGUCUGCUUCUGCCGGUGGUCGGACGCGGAAGAGAUGAUAGAAUGGGCUCUGCUGCAGUGUGCUCUGGUCUUCUCUUUUCCGCGCUUGUGCCGAAGUGUACAGAUUUGAAUAUUCGGUUUGCACAUUUCGACAUCCAUUGUAAUUUAGAUCGUGUGGGAUGUGAGAAAAUAGUGGUGAGAUUUAAUUAGUACAUGUCGAGGAUCAAAAAAGUAUACUACUAUGACCUGACACUCUACUCGGAAUUUCUCUCCAUGGCUGGCGGAAACCGAUUAUUGAAAAAACAAAAUGGACCACAACUUGAAGAGCGACAAAUAACAUCAUAAUCUCAUUCAUCAUUCAGGUCGAAUUCGUUAUCGAAAAACCGAGGCACAAAAACAUGAUUUUACAAAUCGUCGGCGGACAGACUUGUCCAUCGGUCCCCGGCGGAUUUCCUGCCAGUGGUUGUCCUCUGCCCCAUUCCAGUGGUAGUGUUACAAGACGACUUGUCUACCUUUCCAGGACAUCCGGAUGUAGAAGAGCCAUUCUGGUUCUUGGUAAUUUUGUCGCAACGGCCUUCAUCCACAGGCGGCAGCCACAGCUUGGCGUGGCCUAAGGCGUCGGGACUCAAUUUGCC
This is a messenger RNA of Exophiala dermatitidis NIH/UT8656, 2127 nucleotides long. RefSeq lists its product as uncharacterized. NCBI's taxonomy places the organism in Eukaryota, Fungi, Ascomycota, Eurotiomycetes, Chaetothyriales, Herpotrichiellaceae. The coding region runs from base 262 to 1551 and encodes 429 amino acids. Gene Ontology annotation, molecular function: acyltransferase activity, transferring groups other than amino-acyl groups. The record is from RefSeq and is a predicted model, not a curated record. The transcript has 2 exons.